Molecule: messenger RNA, 1143 nt
Organism: Beauveria bassiana ARSEF 2860
Lineage: Eukaryota; Fungi; Ascomycota; Sordariomycetes; Hypocreales; Cordycipitaceae
Exons: 2
Coding region: 1-1143 (380 amino acids)
Source: RefSeq, a predicted model, not a curated record
AUGAGGAUCACAUUAUUCUCCAUUGUCGCCAUUGCACUGGCCAGUGCCAAUCUAGGAACUCGUCAAGCACCACCACCUAUACAAAAUUCAGAACCUCCGGGAAAACAGAUCUGUAACGCAUUGUGCCGCGGCAUGAUGAAAUGGGGCCUGAACGAUGCGCUGAAGCCUCCUGCGACCGUCAACCCCCCCUUGACGAAUAUGCCACUAGGCCUAGGCGUGCCUCAGCCCAAAUCGAAACCUGAUCCGUCUGUCAAGACUGGAGUGACGCGAGUGCCGGGUCAGCCCCUUGGACCACAGAAGUGCAGGCCAUGCAACAGGAAGAGGCAGCUCUGUUGUGGUGGCGCCCCGACCAAGGAGAUCCUCAAGAGUAACAAUGGGCGUCCGGUUCACCGCAUGGCGAGAAUCCGGGUGACCAGGGCAGUGGCCAGGGCAGCAGCCUUUUCUCUUUUAGUGCCGCAUGCGAGAAACUUGCUCGAAGAGAUCAAGCAGUGGGAUAAUCCUAUUGGUUACGCUGUCAAGUGGUUGGACGAAGCGAUAGCCGCUCUUCAAGAGGCAAUUGGAGGCCCGCAGCGGUAUGACAUUGACGGAAACGACCUGAAAGCAAAGUUGAUUUGUGCAUUAAAAGGGGGAGAGGCGGAGGAUAUUAUUGCAGGGCGCAAAAACAACAUCUGCAUACCCAUGGCUGAUGAGUUCAAGGAAGAUCUCGAGAGCGAUUUUAAAGCGGGAAGGCUUGACGAGCUCAUUGACAUGUGCAAGGAUGAGACAUAUAAGGGAGGUGACCCGCACGUUUGGGAGUGGUUCAAGAGGCGCUGUGCGGCUCUUCGUCGAACUGACGAAUAUGCAGAGAGGAUAUGGCAGAUGGGCCUCGACGGGCUCUUGGAUGCUUGCUCUAACCUUGGAGACGGCUCUACGCAGAACCAAGAUUUGCAAGCAAAAUUGGAAACGCGCUGCACCGCGUUACAAGAAGAGAUAUACCAGGUGGAACUGGCUGCAAAACUCCCGCCUUAUUGGGCCCGAAAGGUUAUAUCAUCGGGAUGCAAGUGCCCUCCCUGGUAUAUGUCACCACCUACCGGCUCCUGUGUGAUGAUGUGUCGGACUGCCGCACAAAUAAGCAAACGGCCUAGACCUGGCAAUCGGCAAUAA